UUCGUUUAACCAGACCAUGGGAACCACAUAUAUUUUGUUGAAUUUUUGAUCGAUUUUUCACUUAGGCUUUGGACGUCUUCAAAGGAGGACGAACUUUUUUGACUGUUUCAACUAAACUUUUUGCAAAAUUGAGUCUAAUCAAGAAACUCCGAACGAUGAGGAGCAGCAGGAGCAGCAGCAUCAACUGCAGGCACCAUCGUCCUUGGAAGCAGGUGCACGUGCAGGUCCUCCAGAAAUUGCUGUUGAAGAAGUAGCUGCUGAACCCGAAGGUGAGCAACAUAUGGAGAACAGUGAUCACAACGAACAGCACAGUCAUGAACAAGAUCAUGAUCAUGAUCAUGAACCUGAGCAUGAGCCCGCACAUGAUCAUGAAACCGAAGAAGAGGAAGAACAGGAAGAGGAAAUAUCCGAAGAAGAUAUGCUACAGCGCCGCCGGGAAGAAUGCGAACGAAAGGCGCGUCGCGGUGAAAUGGAUCCUCGGUUGGAGUUUACUUUCCAGCUACUGAUGGAUGCCACCGGGUUGCCACGCCAUCAGAUCAUGGAUCACAUCUUCGAGGGAAAUAUGCUGGACGAAAUAAAUCAACUCUUUCUGCCGAACAUGCGCAACAAGCUGAUGUGGUUUUAUCAGGAAGUAGAUGAAGUGGACAUGCCGGCCGAGCGUGACAUCAACAAACCGGGUCCAUCUCGGGCAGGAGCUUCCAGUUCCUCCAAAACACCCCAGAGUGCGAUGAGUGGAACGGCUCAGAGACCGCACAAGCUGUUCAUAACCGAUGGUUGGAGUUGCGCAUUCACCGGCAUAUGUAUCUACAUGUUUCGCAUCAACAUUCAGAAGCAGCUGCCAGAGGAAGGAUUUCACAAGGACUUGUACUGCGGCUAUAUAGACGCGAACCGAGUGGGCCUGGUGACAUCGAUCGAACGCAUCGUCGAGCAUGUCUUUAUGCAGGCUCUGGCAUAUCCCAACAUCGAAUCCGAAGAUGAGGAGAUGAGUUGUAAUCUGGUCAAAUCGCAGCUAUUACCAGGAUUGCGCUCAUUUUGCAGUGCUUUGCGCGUCUGUGAGCAAGUCUGUAAUCAUUUUAACGUGUUUGAUGAUGGGAAGGUAAUUGUCUGCCGCGUCGAUACACUGGCAGAGGUUCGCGAGAUGUCCAAAAGUGCGUCCACGUGUGCAGAGCUGGAGGAACGGGUCAACAAUUGGAUUAAAGGCAUCGCGAAGAUUCUGAUGGAAAGUGAGCAGCUGAGAAGGGAAAAUGACUCUAGCGGACCGCAGGAUGAGCUGGAAUACUGGAAACGCCGUGGAGCGCAAUUUUCCCAACUGCUGUCGCAUCUGCAGGAACGUGAGGUUCAGUGGACGUUGUACUGCUUGUCGCAGUCUGGCUCAAAGGUGUUGAAGCAAUGGAAAGAGACCGAUAAGAAGAUUACGUUCUGCUACAAUGAAGCACGCGAUAAUUCCAAAUUCAUUCAAGCGAUGGAAGCUUGUUGUCACUCUCUUUACUUGGACGAUCCUGUCAACAUGAAGGAGUCGAUCGUGAGCCUCCUGCAAACCGUUAGAUUGAUCUACAGUGUGUCACAAUUCUACAACACUUCUGAGCGAACGUCUACAUUGAUGGUGAAAAUUACCAAUCAGAUGAUUGAAACCUGCAAAUCGUACAUUACCUGUAGGGGUAAGGAAACGAUCUGGACUCAGGAUCGGGACUUAGUACGCACCAAACUCACCAAUUGUUUGAAAUUGAAUCACAUUUACAGGGAAACCUAUCACGCUGUUAAAUCACAACCGUUCCUACCGGAUCAAAUUCCCUUUGCAUUCUCAGAAAACUAUGUAUUUGGCAAGUUCGACACUUUUUGUGAUCGUUUGUCCAAGAUAAUAGCCAUGUUUAAUCUGAUCGACGAUUAUAACCAUUUGUUUGAGAGACGCUUGGAAGGCCUUCUACUUGGCGAAGCGCUAGAGGAUGCAAUUAACGCGUUCGAUGAAGCUCGGGUAGAAAUAAUAAUGAAAAAGUACGACUACCUGGAUCAGCGCAAUCUGGACUUCAACAAUGAUUUUCAGAUUUUCCUACAGAAGACAGAUACUUUAAAAGAAACUAUUGCUUCGAUGAUUGAACAUAACUUUGACAGCGUUUGGGAGACACCUCAAGGUAUCCGCUUCUUGGUCCGCUUUGAGAAGGUCAGUGAAAAAAUCCCGCUCAGUACGAUGGAUGAAAAAUAUCAGCGAGUGUCCAAGUAUUGUGAGAAAGAGAUCGAUCGUAUCUUGAAGCUCUUUAGGAAACAGCGUGAUGAUCCGCCAUUACCGCGAAAUUUCCCACCGAUUGCUGGACGUAUCAAAUGGUGUCGUUCGUUGGAGUACCACCUUAACGAGUUGGUAACCACCGUUACGACCCAUCCGGUGCUGGCCACGCUGCCAUCGACAAAAGACAUCGAAAACCGGUACAGUUCAGCCAAGAUAAUCCUAGCGGAAUAUGAGCAGGAGAUGACCCAAAUUUGGCUCAGUCAGGAUGUCAGCGUUGCGGACGCCUGCUUGGUGCAGCCAAUUUUGGCGUUGCAGGGUGACAGAUUAGUGGUCAAUUUGCACCCCACCAUUCCGCUGCUCAUUCGCGAAAGUAAAUGUAUGGCAAAGAUGAAAAUCGAUCUGCCGAUCGUCGCUGCUACGUUACUUUGCAAGCAGAACCAUUUUAGUACUAUUCAGGAUUCGUUAAACAGUUUGAUAAAAAUGUUUUUGAACACUAUCAAAAAAGUUAAACUUGAGGUGCGACCGUUGCUGCUUCCGCAGCUUGUCAGGCUAACGGCAAUGAUGAAACCUGGAUUGAAGUCCAUAAAUUGGACUAGUCCCAGAUGGAUGGAAUUCUACGACAACUGUAAAGAAGCCAUCGAAACAUUUGAUGUGUUAGUGGCUCGAGUGCACGACAUUUACUCGAACCGUAUUUUACAUGUGUUAACAUCGAUGCAAGAUAUUCAACUGCAAUCGUUACCGAAUGACGACGAAAUGUGGACCGUGGACGAGUUUCUGGAGACUACCGAAGAAACAUGCCGACAAGCAGCGAGUGAGCUGAACCGUAAAAGCCAAAUGGUUGAGGAAGCGGUCGAAGAAGUCCUGGACUUGGUGCAUCGAGCUUCGCAAAUUUUCAAACGCAUGGUUGGAGCAGAAAACGACUUCUUCGUAGACGAAACCGAAAGAAAACCGUCGGAGAAGUCAUCUCCAACUCCAGGGGCGGGGAAUGAUGAUGGUAGUGGUCAGCAGCAGGACUGGAGUAUUCUUUGGUCGUGCUUCGAAAAUCCACUGCAACUAUUAUCUCACCAUGGAGGUGGACUGCCCAAAGGGAUGCAGGAUAUGGUAUUCAACGCAGUGUCGGAAAUGCGGCGUUACUACAGCCGGAAAGUAAUCGAUGUCCUCAUACGAGUCACCCGAACUUCGUUGGACUGUCUGAGGCGGCGGUUCAUCGAAGUGGAAGGUGAAGAUCUUCCGAGAAAACCAAUAUUUAUUUUGCAAUCGCUGUUGAUGAUACCGAAUGUUACGAUUCGACCGAAUCUUGAGGAGCUACAAGAGGCUUUAGCGAUUGCAGGGAAACAAAUUACCGGUGUGUCUAAGGGUGUCGCCCAGUGGAAUACAGGUAAAGACGCCGAAGACAAGCAGAGACCGUCCGCCGUCGCUCUUGCUACUGCUGCAACUGCAGCCAAAAUAGCUAGGGCAAAUGCAGCGGCAUUGGAUGAAAAGUCUCGUCGUCGAAAGAUGUAUAGACUUCAGUCAGAAGAGAAACCGAAGAUGGUUCACAUGACGAAAAGUUUUUACAGUUAUGUCAUGGACAACAAAGAAGUGGUAAAAACAUUAUCUCUUUUGUCGAGCUGCAUUCGCAAUAUGAAACCUGAAUUGCAUCAGUUCGUGGACAAAUGGAAGCCAUAUCACUUUUUGUGGAAAAAUGAUAAAACCAUUCGUCAGCUUUUGGAGUACUCACUUUUGGAUUUUGAGAGUACGCUCCGUAGGUUAGUAGAUUUGGAUAGCAACCUGUUGGUGGAACCAGAUAUGCAGUUUUUUGGACAGAGUAUUGCUCUUUCUACUGAGAAAUUGAAGUUUGGUCUCGCAAUUGAAAUUAAAUCUUGUACUCACAAACUAGGACAGGCAAUGAAGAAGAAAUAUAAACGUGAAAUGGACUACGUUUACGCAGUAAUCAAUGAAAUGGAUCGAAAGCUAGAUCGUCAAAUCCGCGAUCUUGAUGAUGUCCGUACUAUAAUGGAUACUCUAUGCAAGAUCCGUGAACAAGAGGUCGACAUGGAGUUGAAGAUCGAACCAAUUGAAGAUGCCUUCAACAUGAUGCACAAAUAUGAGAUUCAGGUCGACCGAGAGCAAAUGGAUCAGGUCGACAAUCUGCGCUACACUUGGGUUCGUUUGCAGUCUCGUGCUAAAGAAGUACACUGCAAGCUACUCGAGAUGCAACCAGAUUUCCAAAGUGACCUGCGAGCCAAUUUGGAGCGGUUCAAACAGGACAAAAUCGAUUAUGUGGCCGAAUAUCGGGCGUCCGGUCCGAUGCAAACUGGGCUGACACCACGUGAAGCGUCCGACAAAUUGUUGCUCUUCCAAAAUCGAUUCGACGGAAUGUGGAGAAAGCUCCAGACUUAUCAGAGUGGCGAGGAAUUGUUUGGUUUGCCUCAAUCAGACUAUCCUGAACUUGGCCAGAUCAAGAAGGAGCUGAACUUGCUACAGAAGUUGUACAAGCUUUACAACGAUGUCAUUGAUCGGGUCAGCAGCUACUAUGAUAUUCCUUGGAGUGAUGUCGACAUCGAAGAGAUCAACAAUGAGCUGAUGGAGUUCCAGAAUCGGUGCCGCAAGCUACCGAAGGGUCUCAAGGAGUGGCCCGCCUUUUACGCGCUCAAACGAACAAUUGAUGACUUCAAUGACAUGUGUCCAUUGCUUGAGCUAAUGGCAAAUCGAGCGAUGAAACCACGUCAUUGGCAGAGAAUCAUGGAGGUAACAAAGUACACCUUCGAGUUUGAUAGCGAAGGUUUUACGCUGAAGCACAUUCUGGAAGCACCCUUACUGAAACACAAGGAGGACAUCGAAGAUAUUUGCAUAUCAGCAAUGAAAGAAAAGGACAUUGAAGCGAAACUGAAACAGGUUACGAACGAAUGGUCCGCACAUGAACUGAGCUUCAUGACGUUCAACAACCGCGGAGAGCUACUGUUGCGAGGUGACACCACGGCCGAAACAAUCGGUCAACUCGAAGAUAGCCUCAUGGUGCUGAGUUCUCUACUUUCUAAUCGAUAUAAUGCACCAUUCCGCAAACAAAUUCAACAGUGGGUUUACGAUUUGUCUAACUCUAACGAUAUUCUCGAACGCUGGUUAUUGGUACAAAACAUGUGGGUCUACUUGGAGGCUGUAUUCGUUGGCGGAGACAUUGCCAAACAGCUUCCGAAAGAAGCCAAGCGGUUUUCUAAAAUUGACAAAUCAUGGCAAAAAAUUAUGCAGCGAGCCCACGAAACACCCGGCGUAGUUGCCUGCUGCGUUGGAGAUGAUUUGCUGAAACAGUUGCUACCGCAUCUACAGGAACAACUCGAGUUGUGCCAGAAAUCGCUAAGCGGCUACUUGGAGAAGAAACGUAUGAUGUUUCCGCGAUUUUUCUUCGUUUCCGAUCCUGCUCUACUGGAAAUUCUUGGGCAAGCGUCCGACUCGCAUACAAUACAGAACCAUUUAUUGUCGAUCUUUGACAACACUCGCUACGUAAAGUUCCACGACAUCGAAUACAACAAAAUGAUGGCGAUAACUUCCUCCGAAGGCGAGCAGAUUCCUCUGGAUCGUGCAAUUCGAGCAGAAGGUUCAGUCGAAACGUGGCUUACGUCGCUGUUGCAGUCGAUGCAGCAAUCACUUCAUUCCAUCAUCCGUCAAGCGUACGCUCUGAUGAAUGAUCCAAAUUUCGUCCUACUGUCGUUCCUGGAGAAACUUCCUGCGCAGGUUGGUUUGUUAGGAAUUCAAAUGAUUUGGACCAGAGACGCUGAAAUGGCAUUGAUGCAAGCGCGUCACGAAAAGAAGGUGAUGUCCGAAACGAACAACAAAUUCUUGGAGCUUUUGAACAAUUUGAUUGACCAGACAACCAGGGAUUUGACGAAAAUUGAAAGGACUAAGUUUGAAACAAUGAUCACGAUUCACGUUCAUCAAAGAGAUAUUUUUGAUAUUCUGUGUAGAAUGAAUAUUCGUUCCGUAAAUGAUUUCGAAUGGUUAAAACAGUGCAGAUUUUACUUUAAGGAAGACAUUGACAAAACCUGGAUUAAUAUAACAGACGUUACAUUCGUUUAUCAGAAUGAAUACUUGGGAUGCACUGAUCGUCUGGUAAUCACACCACUUACUGACAGAUGCUAUAUAACUUUAGCACAGGCUUUAGCCUUGAGUAUGGGUGGAAGUCCUUGUGGUCCAGCUGGUACCGGGAAAACCGAAACUGUUAAGGAUAUGGGAAAAACACUGGCUAAGUACGUAGUCGUCUUCAACUGCUCGGAUCAAAUGGAUUACCGUGGCUUGGGACGAAUUUACAAAGGUCUUGCACAGUCUGGAUCGUGGGGUUGCUUCGAUGAGUUCAACCGAAUUGAGUUACCGGUUCUGUCAGUAGCGGCUCAACAGGUGGCAGUUAUUUUAACCGCAAGAAAGGAAAAGAAGAAGCGGUUUGUGUUUACCGAUGGUGAUGACAUAGAAAUGAACACGGAGUUUGGUGUAUUUAUUACCAUGAAUCCGGGAUACGCCGGUCGUAAAGAGCUGCCGGAAAAUUUGAAAAUACAAUUCCGUACUGUGGCAAUGAUGGUGCCUGAUAGACAGAUUAUUAUCCGAGUGAAACUAGCUUCAUGCGGGUUUCUUGAGAACAUCACUCUUGCACGAAAGUUCUACACACUGUACAAACUGUGUGAGGAACAAUUGACCAAACAGGUUCACUACGAUUUUGGAUUGAGAAACAUUUUAUCAGUACUGAGAACACUUGGAGCAGCGAAAAGAGUGAACACCAAGGAUAGUGAAAGCACAAUUGUCAUGAGAGUACUUCGUGAUAUGAAUCUAUCGAAGCUGAUUGAUGAGGAUGAACCACUGUUUAUGUCCUUAGUAUCCGAUUUGUUCCCGAAUCAAUCAUUGGAAAAGACCAGCUACGGGGAAUUAGAGACGGCAAUUGCCAACCAAGUUGAUCAAGCGGGCUUGAUUUAUCACCCACCGUGGAUCCUCAAACUUAUCCAACUAUACGAGACCCAACAGGUUCGUCAUGGAAUUAUGACACUUGGACCUCCUGGAGCUGGCAAGACCUGCUGCAUUCGCAUACUGAUGAAAGCCUUGACCGAUAUAGGAAUAAUUCACAAGGAAAUGCGUAUGAAUCCAAAGGCCAUAACCGCUGCGCAGAUGUUCGGACGUUUGGACGUAGCUACGAACGAUUGGACCGACGGUAUCUUCUCUGCCCUCUGGCGGAAAACACUGAAAGCAAAGAAAGGCGAACAUACCUGGCUUGUGCUGGACGGCCCGGUCGACAGUAUUUGGAUCGAGAAUUUGAACUCGGUGCUCGAUGAUAACAAAACACUGACGCUUGCCAACGGGGAUCGGCUUUCGAUGGCACCGACCUGUAAGAUUAUUUUCGAACCUCACAACAUUGACAACGCAUCACCUGCGACGGUGUCCCGCAACGGAAUGGUUUAUAUGAGUUCCUCAGGUUUGGACUGGAAACCAAUUUUACUAGCCUGGCUGAAGACACGUAGUGUACAGGAGAAGAAAAUAUUCAACGAUUUAUUCGAAGGAUCGUUCCUAAAGAUUUACACCUGGGUUAUUCAGAAUCUGUUUCUGAUGAUGGAAGUGUUGCAGUGUAACAUUAUUCAGCAGAUGAUCUACCUACUCGAUGGAUUGGUUCCAGUCAUGGGAGAAAGCGAACAGGAAACUGCGCUCUCUACCACCGGAAGUCUUGAUGACGACAUUGGCGACGACGAGGUUCCCAAAACAAAAGAUGAGGCUUGUACGCCGGAGCAUUUGCAUCGUUUGUAUAUCUUUGCAUUGGCGUGGGGUAUCGGAGCGUACCUCAACACAGCGGACCGUCUUAAGUUGGACGCACAUAUUAAGAAGAACUUUCGCAGUCUGGAUUUCCCUACUUCGGAGGAAAAACCAGAUUCGACGAUAUUUGACUAUUUCGUGUCGGCCACUGGCAGUUGGCAGUUGUGGAAAACUCUAGUGAUGCCCUACGUCUAUCCGGAAAAUUCUACUCCGGAUUAUUUAAGCAUACUGAUUCCAAUUGUGGACAACGUUCGAAUCGAUUUUCUGAUCAACGUGAUCGUGAAGCAGGAAAAGGCUGUUUUGCUUAUCGGGGAGCAAGGGACAGCGAAAACCGUUAUGAUGAAAAGCUUUAUGAAAAAACUUAACUCGGAAGUUCACAUGGGACGGUCGUUUAAUUUCUCGUCUGCCACAAGUCCGUACCACUUUCAAAAAACGAUCGAAAGUUACGUCGAAAAGCGAUUGGGUAAUAUGUUCGGACCAAGUGGUGGCCGAAAGCUUCUGGUUUUUAUAGACGACAUCAACAUGCCUCAGAUAAACGAAUGGGGUGAUCAAAUUACUAAUGAGAUCGUACGGCAGACCAUGGAUAUGAAAGGUUUUUACAGUUUGGAGAAGCCAGGAGAGUUUACCAAUAUCGUAGAUGUGCAGUUUGCCGGAGCAAUGGGUUUGCCCGGUGGUGGUAGAAGUGAUAUACCGGCACGACUCAAACGGCAGUUCAGCGUGUUUAACUGCAACAUUCCCGAUCAUACGUCGAUAGAUACGAUCUUCAGAACACUCGGCGAAGGUCACUACAAUGUGAAACGUGGUUUCACACUUGAGGUACGAAAACUGGUUAAACGUUUAGUACCACUAACUCGAACAUUAUGGCAGCAUACUAGAGAACGGCUGUUACCGACUCCAGCAAAGUUCCACUACAUAUUUAGUUUGAGAGAUCUAUCCCGUAUAUGGCAGGGAAUGAUCGGUACACUGUCGACGGUGAUCAUUUCUGAAGCAGUACUGAUACUGCUGUGGAAAAACGAAUGUACCCGAGUGUUCGCGGAUCGUUUUGUAUCGCUGUCAGACACGGAAUGGUUCCUGGAAGAAAUGCUACAAGUGUUGGAUAAAGAGCUUGGGCCCGAAUACAAAGAAAUGGCAGCAACGAGUCCAGUUUUCGUAGAUUUUAUGCGAGACGCACCGGAACCUACCGGGGAGGAAGGUGAAGAAACAGACAUGGAGUUACCGAAAGUUUAUGAACCGGUUUCGGAUUUCGAAAUAUUGCGCGAGCGGCUGAAGAUGUUUUUACUGCAGUUCAACGAAAUGAUUCGUGGCACGGGAAUGGAUCUAGUGUUUUUCCCGGAUGCGAUGCUACAUCUCGUGAAAAUAUCAAGAAUCAUCCGUCAUCCUAGAGGGAAUGUAAUGUUGGUGGGAGUUGGUGGAUCCGGUAAGCAAUCGCUUACCAAACUUGCUUCGUUCAUCGCCGGAUACAAGACCUUCCAGAUCAGUUUAACACGCUCCUACAACGUAGCAAACUUUCUUGAAGAUUUGAAACUCUUGUACCGAUCUUGUGGUGUACAAGGCAAAGGAACUACUUUUCUUUUCACCGACAUGGAUGUCAAAGAGGAAAGCUUCCUCGAGUAUUUGAACAAUAUACUUUCAUCGGGAGUGAUUUCGAACCUUUUUAACCGCGACGAACAGACGGAAAUCGUCUCGGAGUUAACACCCACAAUGAAGCGGGAGAACCAGAAGAAGAACGUGACACAAGAAACGGUAAUGGAGUAUUUCCUGCAACGAGUAUGUCACCAUCUUCACGUGGUCUUUUGCUUCUCACCGGUCGGCGAAACUUUCCGACGCAGAAUUAUGCGGUUCCCGGCGCUGGUAUCUGGCUGUACAGUAGACUGGUUCCAGCCGUGGCCGAAAGAUGCGUUGGUUGCAGUAGCCCGACACUUUUUAACAGAUUUUUCCAUCGAAUGCACGGCAGAGGUGAAGGAUGAGCUAGUGAAUGCUCUCGGAACUAUUCAAGACAUAGUAUCGGUGACAUCAUCUGAGUACUACCAACGGUUCCGGCGAGCAACGCAUGUAACUCCCAAGUCGUACCUGAAUUUUAUAGCCGGGUAUAAGAGCAUUUAUACUCAGAAACACAAGGAGUUGUGCGACGGAGCGGAGAAGAUGGAUACUGGUCUGGAAAAACUGGCCGAAGCUUCGGAGUCAGUUGAAAUUCUCAAGAUAGAUUUGGCUCACAUGGAGAAAGAGCUAGUCGAAGCGUCUGCCAAGGCUGAACGAGUGUUGGUAGAAGUAACUGAGCGAGCCAUGCAAGCUGAAGUAUUCAAAAAUCAAGUUCAAGUAGUGAAAGAGAAGGCCGAAGCCCUGGUGCAAAACAUAGCGGCGGAAAAGGCUCUAGCCGAAGAAAAGUUGGAAGCUGCCAAACCGGCACUAGAAGAAGCUGAAGCAGCAUUGAAUACCAUCAAACCGGCUCACAUAGCAACAGUUCGUAAGCUUGGUAGACCACCGCAUUUAAUUAUGCGUAUUAUGGAUUGUGUAUUGAUAAUGUUCCAGCGUAAAUUGCAUCCGGUAAUUGCGGACACGAGUGCGCCAUCUCCGAAACCUUCCUGGCAAGAGUCACUGAAAAUGAUGGCCAGCACUACGUUCUUGCUUCAGCUGCAAAACUACCCGAAGGAUACGAUCAACGAUGAGAUGAUUGAGCACCUGCAGCCCUACUUCCGCAUGGAGGAUUACAACAUGGACACUGCAAGAAGGGUGUGUGGCGACGUCGCUGGGUUAUUAUCUUGGACUAAAGCUAUGGCAUUCUUCCAUGGGGUGAAUAAGGAAGUGUUGCCGUUGAAGGCAAAUUUGAUGCUGCAGGAAGCUCGUCUGAAGAUCGCCAUGGACGAUCUGGCAGCGGCGGAAAAUCAGUUAGCAGAACGAGAGGCAGCACUGCAGAAAGUCAAGGAUCAGUACGAUGCUGCGGUUUCCGAAAAACAGCGAUUGACGGAUGCUGCGAACAGCUGCUUGCGCAAGAUGACGGCUGCUACUGCAUUGAUAAAUGGACUCGGAGGCGAAAAGGCGCGUUGGACGCAACAGAGUAAGGAGUUUAAAAUUCAACUGGGAAAAUUGGUAGGUGAUGUCUUGCUUGCUACUGGAUUCCUGUCCUAUUGUGGCCCGUACAACCAAGAGUUUCGAGGAACUCUGUUUAAAACAUGGAUGAAUAUUUUGAGAACUCGAACCAUCCCGUAUACGACAGGUCUUAGUAUCAUCGGAAUGUUGACAGAUUCUGCCACUAUUUCAGAAUGGAACUUACAGGGAUUACCGAAUGACGAAUUAUCCAUACAGAAUGCAUUGAUCGUGACAAAAUCCAGCAGUUAUCCAUUGUUGAUCGACCCGCAAAGCCAGGGUAAGAUAUGGAUCAAAUGCAAAGAAGAUCAGAACGAGCUCCAAAUAACGUCCCUGAAUCACAAGUACUUCAGAACUCAUUUGGAAGACAGCUUGUCUUUGGGACGUCCUUUACUGAUUGAGGAUGUUGGUAUCGAGUUGGAUCCGGUUAUAGACAAUGUAUUGGAGAAAAAUUUCAUCAAAUCUGGAUCGUUGGAGAAAGUGCUGGUGGGUGAUAAAGAAUGUGAUGUUAUGCCGGGUUUUAUGCUGUACAUAACCACGAAACUACCGAACCCACCGUUUAGCCCGGAAAUCAGUUCGAAAACAUCGAUUAUUGAUUUCACUGUAACAAUGAGAGGUCUGGAAGAUCAACUGCUUGGACGAGUGAUUCUGAUGGAGAAAGCGGAUUUGGAGUCGGAGAGAGUACAACUGUUCGAGAGUGUGAUGAAGAACCAACGGAGCAUGAAGGAGUUAGAGGGUAAUCUGCUACUCCGUUUGACAUCGACGGAGGGUUCCCUAGUUGACGACGAGGCGCUCAUCGAGGUGCUUCAGGAGACCAAAACUACCGCAGAAGACGUAAACCAGAAGUUGAAGAUUGCUGAGGUCACUGAGAAAAAAAUCAUGAUCGCUCGAGAAGAGUUCCGUGCCGUUGCGGCACGUGGUUCGAUUCUGUACUUUUUGAUCGUUGAAAUGUCCAAUGUGAACGUGAUGUAUCAGAACUCUCUGAAACAGUUUCUGAUAAUAUUUGAUAAUUCAAUUACAAAGUCCGCCAAGAGUAACAUUACGGAAGAACGUAUUAAUAUAAUAUUGAAAUAUUUGACCUACGAAGUGUGGGCCUUCACCAGUCGGAGCUUGUAUGAGAGACACAAGCAACUCUUUACGCUAAUGUUGGCCAUAAAAAUCGACUACCAGAAAGGAAAUAUUAGUCAUGACGAGUUUAUGGCGUUCGUCAAAGGCGGUGCUUCAUUGGAUCUGAAUGGGGUUGCCCCCAAACCGUUUCGUUGGAUUCUUGACAUAACUUGGUUGAAUUUGGUAGAAAUUAGUAAACUGAAAACGUUCCACGGGAUUCUGAAAAAGAUUGAGUAUAACGAACGAGAGUGGAGGCUCUGGUACGAGACAGAAAGACCGGAGAUGGAAGUGAUUCCUUGUGACUACGAACAUGAACUGGAUGUGUUUAGGAAGCUACUGUUGAUUAGAUCAUGGAGCCCUGAUAGGACUAUUUCGCAGGCUAGGCGAUACAUUGAGUUCUCGCUUGGAAAGGAGUAUGGUGAAAUGCAUAUUCUAGAUUUGGAGCUAACUUGGGUUGAAUCAGAGCCCAGAACACCGUUAGUUUGUAUCUUGUCCAUUGGAUCCGAUCCUACAGUGCAGAUUGCAGCAUUGGCAAAAACGAAGGGAAUAUUACUGAAGACGGUUUCCAUGGGUCAAGGUCAAGAGUAUCACGCACGUAAACUGAUGACAGACUGCAUGUCCAUGGGAGGUUGGCUAUUGCUGCAGAACGUACAUCUAUCGCUGUCAUUCUGUAACGAAAUUAUUGAUAUUCUCAUCGAAACGGAACAUGUGGCGGACUCGUUUCGUCUCUGGGUAACCACCGAAACGCACCCACAAUUCCCAAUCGGAUUGCUGCAAAUGGCGAUAAAGUUCACUAAUGAACCUCCGCAAGGGAUCAGAGCCAGUUUGAAGCGCAGUUAUCUCACAUACACCCAAGAUUAUUUAGAUUACACAUCCGCACCACAGUGGCCUCCGUUGUUGUACACCGUAGCGUUUCUACACUGUGUCGUUCAGGAACGACGUAAGUUUGGACCCUUGGGCUGGAAUAUACCGUAUGAGUUUAACGCAGCAGAUUUCUCUGCUAGUGUUCAGUUUAUCCAGAAUCACCUCGACGAAAUGGAUCCAAAGAAGGGCGUUUCGUGGCAAACGCUUUGCUACAUGCUUGGUGAGGUUAUGUAUGGUGGCAGGGUUACCGACGACUUUGACAAACGCUUGCUUACCACCUUUACACAGGUAUGGUUCUCCGAGCAUCUUUUGACACCAAGUUUUGAAUUUUACCGCGGCUAUCGAGUACCAAACUCAAGAAAUAUUCAAACUUAUAUCGAUUAUAUUAACCAAUUGCCCACCACCGAUACUCCAGAGGUGUUUGGGCUUCAUCCGAAUGCGGAUAUUACUUAUCAAAUCAAUACGGCAAAGGGUAUUCUGGAUACAAUUCUCAGCGUGCAACCGAAGGAAGGAGGAGGCGGUGGGGGGGAAACCCGGGAGUCGAUCGUCUGUCAGCUGGCCAACGAUAUGCUCAGGAAGCUUCCACAGCAGUAUGUGGCAUUCGAGGUAAAGGAAUCGUUAACCCGAAUGGGUGCGUUGUUGCCGAUGAAUAUCUUUUUAAGACAGGAGAUCGACCGCAUCCAGCGUGUCAUCAACACCGUUUAUACCAAUCUGUGCGACCUGAAGUUGGCCAUCGAUGGAACCAUUGUAAUGAGCCACUAUCUGCGGCAAUCGUUGGACGCGAUGUACGACGCACGCAUUCCGGAAAAAUGGCAAAAGAUUUCUUGGGAAUCCACCACCUUAGGAUUCUGGUACACCGAAUUAUUGGAGAGGAAUCAGCAAUUUCGAACUUGGAUUAACAGUGAUCGUCCAAAGGUAUUCUGGAUGACUGGAUUUUUUAAUCCUCAAGGAUUUUUGACUGCAAUGAGACAGGAAGUAACUCGUGCUCAUAAGGGUUGGGCCCUAGAUUCGGUGGUACUACAGAAUCAAAUUACCCGUCACAACAAGGAAGAUAUCCACGAUUUUCCUCAGGAAGGAGUGUAUGUGCAUGGAUUGUUUUUGGAAGGAGCAUCGUUGGAUCGCCGCAGUGGAAAAUUGAUUGAAUCGAAAGCAAAGAUUUUAUACGAACAGAUGCCGGUUAUUUACAUUUACGCUAUCAAUACGACCGCCGGUAAGGAUCCCCGACUCUACGAGUGUCCGAUUUAUCGUAAGCCGCAGCGAACCGAUCAGAAGUAUGUUGGCUCGAUAGACUUCGAGACUGAUUUCAACCCGCGCCACUGGACCUUGCGAGGAGUCGCUUUGCUCUGUGACAUCAAAUAAAAAGAAUGUCUGUUUUGUUCACCGUUGCUGUUUUCCGCACUUGUUCCUUGUUCUGUAAAAUAGAAUUAACCUAAUUAGUAGCCAAAAGUGAAAUGUUGAAUUUUAAAGUCAACCAUACAUAUCUAGAGCACCGUCCUUGUCUGUCACUUCUCAGAAAAUUUACGACUUCAUUAGAAAGUGUUUCAAAUAUAGCUUAUUAGGGAUUUAUGAAAAAUAAAACUCCAAGACAAGUGCCUCCCGUUA
Molecule: messenger RNA, 14641 nt
Organism: Malaya genurostris
Lineage: Eukaryota; Metazoa; Arthropoda; Insecta; Diptera; Culicidae
Gene: Dhc1
Product: dynein axonemal heavy chain 5
Exons: 16
Coding region: 281-14398 (4705 amino acids)
Biological process (GO): microtubule-based movement
Cellular component (GO): dynein complex
Molecular function (GO): dynein light intermediate chain binding; ATP binding; dynein intermediate chain binding
Source: RefSeq, a predicted model, not a curated record